AUGGCUGACCCUCUUAGUAUCGCUGGCUCGGUUGCUGGAUUGCUGGCCACGGCGGUCAAAGUUUCCCGCAAAAACAUGAUCCAGCUCGAUUACCUCUCCAUUGUCAUCACACACUCCGUUCUAACACUUUCAAAACUCGAAUCCAUCGUCUGCCAGCAGGAUGGGUUGCGGUCUCGGAUGAAAUGGGCGCUGUGGCACGAAAAGAAGAUUCUAGCUCUUCUUCCCCGGUUGGAGUCUCAGAAGUCAACAUUGACUGUGAUGAUCACACUUCUCAAUAGCGAGACUCAAGAAGAAGCAAGUCGCUCACAAAUCACCAUGUUGGCCAAAGUGGACGAAAUUCUUCAGCAAAACCGAACACUAGCCGAACAAUUGAAGCUGCUCGACAACGGAAAGUCGUGGGACACUAGAUCCGUCAAGUUCAUGGACAACGCGUCCUCAAUAAUCAGCAGACCUGUGUCUACCCAAAGUGUUAUCCACAGAUCCCCUUCAGCCGCCUUUCGGACCCCAGAGUCUUUGGAGGGAUCGAUGAUCAUGACGCUAUCAAAAAGGAAUUUCGAGCUCGACUUGGGUCAAUCGAGGGUUUAUAAACGGGCCCAAGACCGCGAAACAGACAGAUCCUCUUUCACAACAUCCAACGCCCCGACAAGUGCUUGGAGUAUGCUCUCAGGUCUCACCAUCGGCGACAUUUCCACAGUGUCAGCGUUUAGAUUGCCAAUUACUCUCAAGGAUAUCAAUAAAAUUGCACCGGGGUCAACAUUUUCAGGUCUUUUGAUGAACUAUCAAUCUAUGGAAGACCAGACUCGAUCCAAUCCAUUUGAGUGCAGGGACUCACUGUCACGAGCUCCCAUUAGGGACGAAAGAUUGGCAGGGACGUUGUCUUUCAAAUUUGAUGAGUCUGGCGACGUCGCGUGCAGAGAGCCCGAAAUUCAACAAGAAGGAUUGACAACUUUCACUACGGUACGUGUCUUUGGCAACACCAAAAAGUCUUGUCUGUCAAAACGGUCCGUGAACUCUCUAUUGACAUGGAUAGUGCAACAGUCAUACAAAUGUGACGACGCAUUCUUGAUUCUCGUAGGCGUGGACAGCGCGGCGCGGGUCGAAAUCCAAGACCUAGCGAACGAGGUUUCCAGAGCGCGACCAGACGCCCUUUGUUUUCUGGUUGGGACGUCUAAGAACCGUGGAGCACCGCAUGGCGAUGCUGAGUUGGGACGUAUCGCGAAAUUCUUCCUUGAUCUAAGAAUGAAGGUGUUGUAUUGUGAUGUGCAACACCCGAUGAGCGUUGGACAACUGCUCGCACAGGCCAUUAUAGCUGCGAAUCGUAGAGGCCUAAGGAACUUGCUCGAAGCCCCCACCUCGCCUCAACUAUCCAAGGUUACGAUCGAAUAG
Messenger RNA from Colletotrichum lupini, 1386 nucleotides. RefSeq lists its product as uncharacterized. NCBI's taxonomy places the organism in Eukaryota, Fungi, Ascomycota, Sordariomycetes, Glomerellales, Glomerellaceae. The record is from RefSeq and is a predicted model, not a curated record. The transcript has 6 exons. The coding region runs from base 1 to 1386 and encodes 461 amino acids.